GAAAGUGAGCGCUGUUUUUACCCGGACGUUUAAUCAGGAGACACAGCGGUUCUCAAGGAGUGAAACAAAAAUGUCCAAAUCCUUUCAUGUGCUGUGCAUGGAUGUUGGAUUUUCCAUGUCCAACUCGUUCCCGGGUGAAGAGUCUCCAUUCGAACUCGCCAAACAAGUUGUUCAGAAGUUUGUCCAACGUCAGGUGUUUGCCGAGGUCAAAGACGAAUUGGCUUUGGUUCUGUUUGGAACAGAGUCCACCAAGAACCCACUGGCUCAAGAUGGCCAGUACCAGAACAUCACUGUGCACCGCAACCUAAUGGUACCUGACUUUGAGCUCUUGGAGGAAAUCGAGAAUCAGGUCCACCCGGAGAAUCAACAGGCCGACUGGUUGGACGCCCUUGUGGUUUGCAUGGAUCUUCUUCAAACAGGAAUAAAGGAAAAACGUUCUGAUCAACUUAACAUCUAUUUACUGACUGACCUCAGUGUUGAAGCGAAUUCGGAGCAGGUGGAUGUCAUUGUUGAAAACCUGAAGAAAGCGAACAUAACACUUCAGUUCUUUUUGCCCUUCCCUGCUGAAGAUGAAUCAAUGGAUGAAGCAGGCGAUGCGAGCAGAGGAGGACCGGGCGCACCUGGCUCGGGCAAAGGCCUGUCCGGGCAACAGAGGACUGGACUGGAGAUGGUCAAACACAUCAUGGACUGCUUGGAUGAGCAGGAUGGUCUUGAUCAGAUUUACACACUCAGGAAUGCCAUUGAGGGCCUGUGUAUGUUCAAGCAAAUCGAGAGAAGACCCACGGCGUGGCCCUGUCAGCUGACCAUCGGUAGCGCUCUGUCCAUCCGCAUCGUUGGCUUCAAAGCUGUGACCGAAGAGAAACUGAAGAAAAUGUGGGUUACGGUAGACGCUCAAAGCCACGAGAGAGAGCACGUGAAGAAAGAGACCGUCUUCUGUCUGGAUGAUGACAAUGAGACGGAGGUGCAGAAGGACGACAUCAUCCAAGGUUUUUGCUACGGGAGUGAUAUUGUUCCUUUCUCCAAAGUGGAUCAAGAGCAGAUGAAAUACAAACACGACGGGAAGUGUUUUGCUGUUUUAGGCUUUACUAACCAAAACCUGGUUCUUCGCCACUCCUUCAUGGGAACUCAGGCCAUCAAGAUUUUUGCUCCAGGCAACGACGAGCACGCAGGGGUGGCGCUAUCCGCUCUCGUCCGGGCGCUGGAUGAGCUCAAAAUGGUGGCCAUUGUUCGUUACGCCUACGACCGGCGAUGCAACCCUCAAAUAGGAGCAGCUUUCCCUUGCAUCAAGCUGAACUAUGAGUGUCUUAUAUACGUCCAACUGCCCUUCAUGGAAGACCUCCGACACUACACAUAUGCUUCUCUGAACAGCAAAAAAUUCAGCCCCUCGGACUCACAGCUACAGGCUGUUGACUCUCUCAUUGACUCCAUGAUGUUGGUGGACAAAGAUGAAGAUGGAGAACUCAAGGACUUGGUUAAAGUACACCACAUUCCCAAUCCAGAGUUCCAGCGGCUUUUCCAGUGCCUGCAUCAUCGAGCUGUCAGCCCUGGCACGGCCCUCCCCCCAAUGGAGCCGUGGCUUAAAGCUGUACUGGACCGCCCCGAUGUCAUCAAGGAGCGUUGUCAAGCGCCAUUAGAGGAGGUGAAGAAAAUGUUUCCUCUCAAGGUGGUGGAGAAGAAGAAGAUGCUGAAGACCAGCGCUCAGCUCUUUGGAAGAGACUCUGAACAGCCCGAUGCCAAGAAGGCAAAGGGAGACACUGCAGAGGAGGCAGAGGAGGAGGAGUAUAAUCUGGCUGACAUUUCUGAAGGCUCUGUGACUUCGGUCGGAAGUGUUAAUCCCGCUCGUGAUUUCCGCAUCCUGAUCAAACAAAAAACGCUAACCUUCGAAGAGGCCUGCGAGCAGCUGACUCACAGGAUAGAGCAGUUGCUAGGCAACAAGAACACACAGUACUAUAUGAAAAGCAUCACCUGUAUCCAGGCCUUCAGAGAGGAGUCUGUAAAGCUGGGCAAGGCCGAUCUCUACAAUAGCUACCUCCGGUUGCUGAAAGGAAGCAUCCCAAGUAGGGGGUUGGAAGUCUUCUGGGACCUGCUUGUUCAAGGCUCCAUUUCGCUUAUUGGCCAAGACGAGGUGGAAGGAAGCUCCGUCUCCAAAAAUGAAGUCGCUCAGUUUCUACUGCCUGACGAGAAAGAAGAAGAGCCAGCCGCGACAAUGGCAGAUGACACUGGAGAUGUUGACGACUUGCUGGACAACAUGUAAGAAAGAAGGCAAUGGGAGCGUCUACGGGGAAAAAUGCGAAGUAUGCGUCGUUGGGUCCAUCUGUCCAUUGUUCUGUCUCCCACAUGGAGCCUGUUGGGUAGCUGGGAGGAAUACUGUAUCGGACAAGACUUUAUCCUGAUUAUAAUUUUUUGUGGGGGUCUGAAAACUGCAGCUGGGACUUGAUAAAAGACAGGACACUGUAUGUUUAUCUUAAAUCAGAUUUAUUGUGUGUAUAAUGGACUUAGCUACAGUUACACACUGUACAGUGCACCAGGAGAUGUGGUAUGUUUGAAUGUCAGAUUAAUUAAUAUUAGUAGCACCAG
This is a messenger RNA of Syngnathoides biaculeatus (alligator pipefish), 2577 nucleotides long. RefSeq names its product X-ray repair complementing defective repair in Chinese hamster cells 5 (gene xrcc5). The record is from RefSeq and is a predicted model, not a curated record. Gene Ontology annotation, biological process: telomere maintenance; cellular response to gamma radiation; double-strand break repair via nonhomologous end joining. Gene Ontology annotation, cellular component: Ku70:Ku80 complex; nucleus. The transcript is spliced from 21 exons. Gene Ontology annotation, molecular function: damaged DNA binding; telomeric repeat DNA binding; DNA helicase activity. Lineage: Eukaryota; Metazoa; Chordata; Actinopteri; Syngnathiformes; Syngnathidae. Bases 71 to 2254 code for a protein of 727 amino acids.